This is a messenger RNA of Schistosoma curassoni, 1142 nucleotides long. The record is from the annotation of a GenBank genome assembly. NCBI's taxonomy places the organism in Eukaryota, Metazoa, Platyhelminthes, Trematoda, Strigeidida, Schistosomatidae.
AUUAUCUCAGUUUGGUAGAGAAGAAAGUUAGGAAUGUUUCUUUUUUCUGUGGUUCUCUUCGAAUUAUCCUUCCUCAGGCCGCUUACUGUAAAGUGGAUGAACAUGAUUUGGAAAGAUGUAGUUUUGCCAUAUUAAAGAUAAACCAUUUAAAAUACUCCACCUAAACGUGAUAGUGAUUCAACUCUUUAUUCCUCAUAGACCUUUAUAGUGUGUAUACUGGCGAAAAAUGUCCCGAGUUUGCAUUUUUAGCUCAUUAAGACGGGUAUAUCGACAUUUUGAAGUAUUAUAAGCGUGUUUUUUUCUUUUUAAUGACUACUUUCUGUCUAUAUUACAACUUUUAAACAUGUACUUUUAUAGGGUUGCAAACUUAACGAUGUCACUGUUGUAUAUACCAAGUGGGAGAACCUGAAAAAAACCAAUGAUAUGGAUGUUGGCCAAGUAGCCUUUCACAAUAAUAAAGCAGUGCAAAAGAUCGUAGUUGAAAAACGCAAUGGAGAUGUAAUAAAACGACUAAAUAAAACAAAAGAGCAAUGCCAACAUCCUGAUUUAAGAGGUGAACGAGAAAAGCGAGAUAUCCGCAUUAAAAACAAAGAAAAAGCUGUUCUGGCUGCUAAGAAAAAGUCAGAACUUGAGGCACAGAAAGUCCGUGCAGCAGAAGCAGAAAAAAGAUCAUACGAUCGUUUGUUUGUUGAGAGUAAAAUGAGGACAAAUGAAGAUGGCUAUGAUUCAGAUGACUUCAUGUAAAAAAUAAAUAUGAAUACCUUCCUACUUCUAACAGUGUCUCAUCUCUUAACUUUAUUUUCUACUUAUCGGUUACUUUUUCUGAAUUGUCGAUCAUGUAAUAAAAACCCUUUUGGUUUACUUGUAUAUUAUAUAAUGUGAAUUUUCUUCCAUGCUUGGUGAAACUAAGUUUCGGGUGCUAAACGAUAUAAUUGUGAUCAUGAACCGAUCAGUGCUAGACCACGAUUGAAAACCUGAAAGCACUUCUGAUGAGUCUCUUACUAGGACGAAACGGUAGUCCAGUGCUUCCAAGUUUUCAUUGGUGGUCUAACUUUGAUCGGUUCAUGAUCUCAAUUAAAACUCAACCAUCUCCACAACUCUAUACUAAUAAACAAUAUAUUUUAAUGGUUUGAACAUCCACG